AUGUCUCACCCUUUGGAUAUCGAGAUGCCCGACUAUGACAAUGCCUAUGCACUCUUUCAGGCCGAACUCGCCGGUGGAGAUACUGACACUGAAAUGGGCGAAAACUCACCUUCUCCCAACUCCACUGGUGAAUCAAUGGAUCAACCUGACCCUUCGGUGCCACUCUAUAACACCCCUCCACAAACCUUUGAUAUCCCUCUCGCCCAGCAGAUUGACCUCACAAGCGAGCUAACAAGACCAGAUGGACCCGGUCCCAUUUCCGGACCGUUUUUCGACGUCGAUAUUGCCAAAACGUUGGACCUAAUGCUGGAGAGAUAUCAGNAAAAAGGUGAACGCUUUUUCCGCUUGAAGUGGGCCAUCAACUAUCUUUCUCAAGGAUUUUAUCCAGCAUGCAAGUACCGAGGUUGUACAUCUAGAUGCAAAAUCGUCGACCACAACCUCAAAGUCUUGACUUGGAAGAAACUUCAACCUGGUGGUGAAGACCAUCUGCGCUAUGUGAUUACUGACAAAGAGCACGCUGUUUUCCUCUGUGUAUCCUGCAGUCACGAAAACUUUAUGCCGUCGUUCAUGUGGAAGACCAGAGUGGUUGGAUUUAUGGCUGACCCUGUGGUCGAGACAAAGACGUACGAGCGUUGGGCGACUCCCGAGUUCUUCUUCAACAGAGCCAGAGAUUCUGAUGUUUUCCCAGGUAUGGUUAGUGGUCCUAUUCUUUCCAGACGCGAGAGGCGUGUUCAGCGCAGAACUUCUAUCUAA
Aureobasidium musti is the source of this 753-nucleotide messenger RNA. The record is from the annotation of a GenBank genome assembly. Lineage: Eukaryota; Fungi; Ascomycota; Dothideomycetes; Dothideales; Saccotheciaceae.